AUGAGGCGCAGCAAAGCGGAGGUGGAACGGUACAUCGCUUCGGUGCAGGGUUUUACCCCGUCGUCCCGAGAGAAAUCAAUGAAAGGAUUCUAUUUUGCGAAGCUAUACUAUGAAGCUAAAGAAUACGAGCUUGCUAAGAAAUACAUAUCUACAUAUAUUAACGUUCAAGAAAGGGAUCCCAAAGCUCACAGGUUUCUUGGUCUUCUUUAUGAAGUGGAGGAAAACAUAGACAAAGCUGUUGAAUGUUAUAAGCGUUCAGUGGAAUUAAAUCCAACACAAAAAGAUCUUGUGUUGAAGAUUGCAGAAUUGCUUUGUAAAAAUGAUGUUACUGAUGGAAGAGCAAAAUACUGGGUUGAAAGAGCAGCUAAACUUUUUCCAGGAAGUCCUGCAAUUUAUAAACUAAAGGAACAGCUUUUGGAUUGUGAAGGUGAAGAUGGAUGGAAUAAACUUUUUGACUUGAUUCAGUCAGAACUUUAUGCAAGACCUGAUGAUGUCUAUGUGAACAUCAGACUGGUAGCGCUCUAUCGCUCAAAUAAGAGAUGGAAGGAUGCUGUGGCCCACUGCCAUGAGGCAGAGAGAAAUGCAGCUUUGCGUUCAAGUUUAGAAUGGAAUUUGUGUGUUGUACAAACCCUUAAGGAAUAUCUGGAAUCUUUACAGUGUUUGGAUUCUGAUAAAAGUAACUGGCGAGCAACCAAUAAAGACUUACUUCUGGCCUAUGCUAAUCUUAUGCUUCUUACGCUCUCCACUAGAGACAUACAAGAAAGCAGAGAUUUAUUGGAAAGUUUUGAUGGUGCUCUUCAGUCUGUGAAAUCUUGUGUGGGUGGAAAUGAUGAACUCUCAGCUAUUUUCUUAGAAAUAAAAGGACAUUUCUACAUGCAUGCUGGUUCUCUGCUUUUGAAGAUGGGUCAGCAUAGUGAUGUGCAGUGGAGAGCUCUCUCUGAGUUGGCUGCAUUAUGCUAUCUCAUAGCAUUUCAGGUUCCAAGACCAAAGAUUAAAUUAAUAAAAGGAGAAGGUGGACAAAAUCUGCUGGAAACCAUGGCUUUUGAUCGUCUGAGCCAAUCAGGGCACAUGUUGCUAAACUUAAGUCGUGACAAACAAGAUUUUUUAAAAGAAGUAGUAGAAUCCUUUGCCAAUAAAAGUGGGCAGUCUGCAUUGUAUGAUGCUCUGUUUUCUGGUCAGUCACCUAAGGAUAGCUCUUUCCUUGGUAGUGAUGAUAUUGGAAACAUUGAUGUGCAAGCACCGGAAACUGAUGAUUUGGCUAGAUAUGAUGUUGGUGCCAUUCGAGCACAUAAUGGUAGCCUUCAGCACCUUACCUGGCUUGGUUUACAGUGGAAUUUGUUGCCUACGUUACCUGCAAUUCGAAAAUGGCUGAAACAACUUUUUCAUCAUUUGCCUCAGGAAACCUCAAGACUUGAAACAAAUGCACCUGAGUCAAUAUGUAUUUUAGAUCUUGAAGUAUUUCUACUUGGGGUAAUAUAUAACAGCGACUUACAAUUGAAGGAAAAAUGUAGUUCUCACUACAACUUCUAUCAACCACUAUGCUUGCCAUUUCCUGUGUGUAAACAACUUUGUACAGAGAGACAAAAGUCUUGGUGGGAUGCAGUUUGUAAUCUAAUUCACAGAAAAGCAAUCCCUGGAACCUCAGCAAAGUUGCGGCUUCUAGUUCAGCGGGACAUAAAUACUCUAAGGGGCCAGGAAAAACAUGGCCUUCAACCCGCUCUCCUUAUACAUUGGGCCAAAUACCUUCAGAAAACGGGCAGCGAUCUUAAUUCUUUUUAUGAUCAGCGGGAAUAUAUCGGCAGAAGUGUUCAUUAUUGGAAGAAGGUUUUGCCAUUAUUGAAGAUGAUCAAAAAGAAGAUUAGUAUUCCUGAACCUACUGACCCUCUGUUUAAACACUUUCAUAGUGCAGACAUCCAGGUAUCUGAAAUUGGUGAAUAUGAAGAAGAAGCACACAUAACAUUUGCUAUAUUGGAUGCUGUUAAUGGAAAUAUAGAAGAUGCUAUGACUGCUUUUGAAUCAAUAAAAAAUGUUGUUUCUUAUUGGAAUCUUGCAUUGAUUUUUCACAGAAAAGCAGAAGACAUUGAAAAUGAUGCCCAUUCUCCUGAAGAACAAGAAGAAUGCAAAAAUUACCUGAGAAAGACCCGGGACUACCUAAUAAAGAUUUUAGAUGACAGUGAUUCAAAUCUUUCAGUAGUCAAAAAAUUGCCUGUGCCCCUGGAGUCUGUAAAAGAUAUGUUUAAUUCAGUUAUGCAGCAACUCGAUGACUAUAGUGAAGGAGGUCCUCUUUAUAAAAAUGGUUCUUUGCGUAAUACAGAUUCAGAAAUGAAAUAUUCCACACCAUCUCCUACCAAAUAUUCUCUGUCACCAAAUAAAAGUUACAAGUAUUCUCCCAAAGCACCGCCUCAAUGGGCAGAAGAUCAAAAUUCUUUACUAAAAAUGAUCUGCCAACAAGUAGAGGCCAUUAAGAAAGAAAUGCAGGAAUUGAAACUAAAUAGCAGUAACUUGGGGUCCCCUCAUCGUUGGCCUACAGAAUGUUAUGGACCAGAUUCAGUGCCUGAUGGAUAUCAGGGAUCACAGACUUUUCAGGGGACUCCAUUAACAGUUGCAACUACUGGCACUUCAGUAUAUUAUAGUCAGUCACCAGCAUAUAAUUCCCAGUAUCUUCUCAGACCAGCAGCUAAUGUUACUCCCACAAAGGGUCCAGUUUAUGGCAUGAAUAGACUUCCACCUCAGCAGCAUAUUUAUGCCUAUUCACAACAGAUGCACACACCACCUGUGCAAAGCACAUCUGCUUGUAUGUUUUCUCAAGAGAUGUAUGGUCCUCCAUUGCGUUUUGAGUCUCCUGCCACAGGAAUUUUGUCACCCAGGGGUGAUGAUUAUUUUAAUUACAAUAUUCAACAGCCAAGCACAAACCCACCUUUGCCAGAACCAGGUUAUUUCACAAAACCUCCAGUUGCAGCUCAUGCUUCAAGAUCUGCAGAAUCGAAGGUUAUAGAAUUUGGUAAAACUAAUUUUGUUCAGCCAAUGCCAGGUGAAGGAAUAAGGCCAUCUUUGACAGCACCUGCACAUACAACACAGCCACCUCCUUUUAAAUUUAACUCCAACUUCAAAUCAAAUGAUGGUGAUUUCACGUUUUCCUCACCGCAGGUUGUGACACAGCCCCCUUCUAUGGCUUACAAUAAUAGUGAAAGCCUUUUAGGUCUUUUGACUUCAGAAAAACCUUUGCAAGGAGAUGGUUACAGUGGAGCAAAAGGUGGUCAAACUACUGGAUUUCGAAAUACAUUCAAUUUUGGAAGCAAAAAUGUACCUGGAAUUUCAUUUACUGAAAACAUAGGUCCAAAUCAAAAGAAUUCUGUUUUUUAUCGAAGUGAUGAUAUGUUUACUUUCCAUGGUCCAGGAAAAUCAGUGUUUGGAACACCUGCUCCAGAGGUGGCCAACAAGAAUCAUGAAGCAGAUGGAGGGAGUGCCCAUGGUGAUGACGAUGAUGAUGGCCCUCACUUUGAGCCUGUAGUUCCUCUUCCUGAUAAGAUUGAAGUGAAGACUGGUGAGGAAGAUGAAGAAGAAUUCUUUUGCAAUCGUGCAAAAUUGUUCCGUUUUGAUGCAGAAUCCAAAGAAUGGAAGGAACGUGGAAUUGGCAAUGUAAAGAUACUAAGACAUAAAACAUCUGGUAAAAUUCGCCUUCUAAUGAGACGAGAACAAGUAUUGAAAAUAUGUGCAAAUCAUUACAUCAGUCCAGAUAUGAAAUUGACACCAAAUGCUGGAUCAGACAAAUCUUUUGUAUGGCAUGCUAAUGAUUAUGCAGAUGAGUUCCCCAAACCGGAACAACUUGCUAUUAGAUUCAAAACUCCUGAGGAAGCAGCACUCUUUAAGUGUAAGUUUGAAGAGGCUCAGAAUAUUUUAAAAGCCUCAGGAGCAAAGGUAACCACAACAGAUAAGGCUAUGAGAAUUAUAAAAGAACCCACAAGUAAUAAGGAUAUCUGCAAAUCUGAUGCAAGAAAUAUGAAUUUUGAAUUUCAAGUAGCUAAGAAGGAAGGGUCUUGGUGGCAUUGUAACAGCUGUUCAUUAAAGAAUGCUGCAGCUGCUAAGAAAUGUGUUUCAUGCCAGAAUCUAAACCCAAGCAAUAAAGAGCUCCUUGGCCCACCAUUAGUUGAAACUAUUCCCACUCUUAAAACUAGCCCAGAAAAUACUCCAGAUAGGUUUGCGUUGAUGAUUCCAAAGAAUGAAGGUCACUGGGAUUGUAGUACUUGUUUAGUGAGAAAUGAACCUACUGUAUCUAGAUGCAUUGCAUGCCAGAAUACGAAGUCUGCUAACAAAAGUGGCUCUUCAUUUGUUCAGCAGCCUUCCUUUAAAUUUGGCCAGGGAGAUCUUCCUAAGUCUGUUAACAAUGAUUUCAGGUCUGUUUUUUCUGUAAAAGAAGGACAGUGGGAUUGCAGCGUUUGUUUGGUACGAAAUGAAGGAAGCUCUUCAAGAUGUGUUGCCUGUGAUAAUUCAAGAAAACAGAAUUUACCUACUGUUUCAGCCCCUGCUGCUUGUAUGUUUGAUGCUUCAGAUAUAUAUAAAACUCCAAAGAGUGGAUUUGAGGACAUGUUUACUAAAAAGGAUGGACAGUGGGAUUGCAGUGUAUGCUUGGUACGAAAUGAAGCAAAUGCUGCGAAAUGUGCUGCCUGUCAUAAUCCUUAUAAACCAAGUCCGUCUUCUUCAGCUGUUCCAGUACCUGCCUCUUUUAAGUUUAGUACUUCAGAGACUAGCAAGGCCACAAAGAGUGGAUUUGAAGGAAUGUUCACCAAGAAGGAAGGACAGUGGGAUUGUAGUGUUUGCCUUGUGCAAAAUGAAGCAAGUACUACCAAAUGUGUUGCUUGUCAGAAUCCAAGUACACAAAAUCAGCCUACUCCUGUUGUUUCAGCACCUGCCUCUUCAGAGACAAGCAAGGCCACAAAGAGUGGAUUUGAAGGAAUGUUCACCAAGAAGGAAGGACAGUGGGAUUGUAAUGUUUGCUUUGUGCAAAAUGAGAGUUCUUCCUUAAAAUGUGUGGCUUGUGAUGCAUCUAAACCAACUAAUAAACCUGUUCCGGAAGCUCCUUCAGCUUUCACAUUGGGCUCAAAAGCUAAGUUAAAUGACUCUUCUGGAAAUCAGAUGGGAACAGGAUUUAAAAGUAACUUUUCAGAAAAAGCUUUUAAAUUUGGCAUCACAGAACAAGGAUUUAAAUUUGGACACAUGGAUCAAGAAAAUACACCAUUUACAUUUCAGAGUUCUAAUAAAGACACUAAUUCAACAAUAGAAGGAUUUAAUUUUUCUAUUCCUGUGCUUGCUGAUGGAUUUAAAUUUGGCAUUCAGGAGCUGGGAAAUCAAGAGAAGAAUAGUGAAAAACCACUUGAAAAUGACAAUGAUUUUCAGGCUCAAGGUGUUAGCAGUCAGAAGAAUGAUACUGGGGUGAUAUUUGGUCAAACUGGAAGCACUUUUACCUUUGCAGAUCUUGCAAAAUCAACUUCAGGAGAAGGAUUUCAAUUUGGCAAAAAAGACCCUAAUUUCAAGGGAUUUUCAGGUGCUGGAGAAAAAUUAUUCUCAUUGCAAAGUGGUAAAAAGGCUGAUAAAGCUGACAAUUCUACUGACCUUGAGAGAGAUGAUGAUGCCUAUAAAACUGAGGACAGUGAUGACAUCCAUUUUGAACCAGUAGUUCAAAUGCCUGAAAAAGUAGAACUUGUAACAGGAGAAGAAGAUGAAAAAGUUCUUUAUUCACAGCGGGUAAAGUUAUUUAGAUUUGAUGCUGAGAUAAGUCAAUGGAAGGAAAGGGGUUUGGGGAACUUAAAAAUUCUCAAAAAUGAAGUCAAUGGCAAACUAAGAAUGUUAAUGCGAAGAGAGCAAGUACUAAAAGUGUGUGCUAAUCAUUGGAUAACCACUACAAUGAACCUGAAGCCUUUAUCUGGAUCAGAUAGAGCAUGGAUGUGGUUAGCUAGUGAUUUUUCUGAUGGAGAUGCCAAACUAGAGCAGCUGGCAGCAAAAUUUAAAACACCAGAGCUUGCUGAAGAAUUCAAGCAGAAAUUUGAGGAAUGCCAGCGACUUCUAUUAGAUAUACCACUUCAAACUCCCCAUAAGUUGGUGGAUACUGGGAGAGCUGCCAAGUUAAUACAGAGAGCUGAAGAAAUGAAGAGUGGGCUAAAAGAUUUCAAAACAUUUUUGACAAAUGAUCAAACAAAAGUCACUGAGGAAGAAAGUAAGAAUUCAGAUGCAGAUGCUGCCAGUGUUUCAGACAUAACCACAAAGCCAAAUCCUGAAAACACUGGACCCACAUUAGAGUGGAGUAACUAUGAUUUAAGGGAGGAUGCUUUGGAUGAUAGUGUAAGCACUAGCUCAGUACAUGCUUCUCCACUGGCAAGUAGCCCUGUGAGAAAAAAUCUCUUCCGUUUUGGUGAGUCAACAACAGGAUUUAACUUCAGUUUUAAAUCUGCUUUGAGUCCAUCUAAGUCUCCUGCCAUGUUGAAUCAGAGUGGGACCACAGUUGGUAAUGAUGAAGAAUCUGAUGUUACUCAAGAAGAGGAGAGAGAUGGACAGUACUUUGAACCUGUUGUACCUUUGCCUGAUUUAGUUGAAGUAUCCAGUGGUGAGGAAAAUGAACAAGUUGUGUUUAGUCACAGAGCAAAACUCUAUAGAUAUGAUAAAGAUGUUGGUCAGUGGAAAGAAAGAGGCAUUGGUGAUAUAAAGAUUUUACAGAAUUAUGAUAAUAAGCAAGUUCGCAUAGUGAUGAGAAGGGACCAGGUGUUAAAACUUUGUGCCAAUCACAGAAUAACUCCAGAUAUGACUUUGCAAAAUAUGAAAGGGACUGAAAGAGUGUGGGUGUGGACUGCAUGUGAUUUUGCAGAUGGAGAAAGAAAAGUAGAACAUUUAGCUGUCCGGUUUAAACUACAGGAUGUUGCAGACUCAUUUAAGAAAAUAUUUGAUGAAGCAAAAAUAGCCCAAGAAAAAGAUUCUUUGAUAACACCUCAUGUUUCUUUUUCGACCACUCCCAGAGAGUCACCCUGUGGCAGAAUUGCUGUAGCUGUAUUAGAAGAAACCACAAAAGAGAGGACAGAUUUACUUCAGGGCGACGAUAUAGCAGAUGCAACCUCAGAAGUUGGAGAUGUGUCUAGCACAUCUGAAAUAGCAACUAAAGCAGUAGUUUCUCCUCCAAAGUUUGUAUUUGGUUCAGAAUCUGUUAAAAGCAUUUUUAGUAGUGAAAAAUCAAAACCAUUUACAUUUGGCAAUAGUUCAGCUACUGGGUCUUUGUUUGGAUUUAGUUUUAAUGCACCUUUAAAGAAUAGUGAAACUAGUUCAGGAGUUCAGAGUGGAUCUGAAAGACAAGAGGAACCCAAUUGCGAAGCAUCAAAGAACUCUGAUAUUAAACAGUCUCCAGAUGGCAAAAUACAAAAUCUCUUUGCUGCUUUUCCAAAGGAAGAGUUCUCAACUAAUUACACAUUUAAGACAUCAGAAAAAGCAAAAGAGAAGGUAAAACCUGAAGACCCUUCCUCAGAUGAGGAUGUUCUCAUUGUAUAUGAGCUAACCCCAACUCCGGAGCACAAAGCUCUUGCAAGCAAACUUAAACUUCCUCCAACUUUCUUCUGCUAUAAGAAUAGACCAGAUUAUGUUAGCGAAGAAGAAGAGGAUGAUGAAGAUUUUGAAACAGCUGUCAAGAAACUUAAUGGAAAACUGUAUCUGGAUGACUCAGAAAAAUAUAAACCAUUAGAAAAAAGUCUAACAGAAAAUGAGAAAGAAUGCAUUAUUGUUUGGGAAAAGAAACCAACAGUUGAAGAGAAGGCAAAAGCAGAUACGUUAAAACUUCCACCUACAUUUUUUUGUGGAGUCAGCAGUGAUACUGAUGAGGACAAUGGAAAUGGAGAAGACUUUCAAUCAGAGCUUCAAAAAGUUCAGGAAGCCCAAUCGAAAACAAAACUAUUUCAUUUGGAUUUGGAAGCAACACAGGAUUGUCAUUUGCAGACUUGGCUUCCAGUAAUUCUGGGGAUUUUGCUUUUGGUUCCAAAGAUAAAAAUUUCCAGUGGGCAAAUACUGGAGCAACUGUGUUUGGAACUCAGUCAACCAAUAAAGUUGGGGAAGAAGAAGAUGGCAGUGAUGAAGAAGUAG
This is a messenger RNA of Pipistrellus nathusii (Nathusius's pipistrelle), 8112 nucleotides long. The record is from the annotation of a GenBank genome assembly. Lineage: Eukaryota; Metazoa; Chordata; Mammalia; Chiroptera; Vespertilionidae.